This is a messenger RNA of Schizosaccharomyces cryophilus OY26, 3347 nucleotides long. Its product is annotated as origin recognition complex subunit Orp3. Gene Ontology annotation, molecular function: DNA replication origin binding. The coding region runs from base 165 to 2264 and encodes 699 amino acids. Gene Ontology annotation, cellular component: nuclear pre-replicative complex; nuclear origin of replication recognition complex; DNA replication preinitiation complex. The record is from RefSeq and is a predicted model, not a curated record. The transcript is spliced from 2 exons. Gene Ontology annotation, biological process: DNA replication; DNA replication initiation. NCBI's taxonomy places the organism in Eukaryota, Fungi, Ascomycota, Schizosaccharomycetes, Schizosaccharomycetales, Schizosaccharomycetaceae.
GUGGGGUUAAGCGUAGCUUAUUCUUAUAAGAUAAUUAUAGUAGCGAUGCGAGCUGCUGUUUCAGUCGCGGCUCUAAACGAAAAACCUAUUGACUUCAGUUUUUAAAUGGAAAAUUAUUAAGUGUCGCUUGUUAGUAUUUAACCUAAAACAAAAAUCUUUAAAAAAUGGCGUCUGUUUUAAAACACGACACCGUUAGCAAGGGAUGUUAUUAUGUAAAACCGCGUAGGAAAGAAGAAAAACAGCCUCUUCAGCUAGACAACCUAUUUGUUCCUUUGAUAGGGAAUCAAGAACCUCUGGAAUGGGUCAAUUUACGAAAGAAACUUUGCAAGAGCGUCAUGCAAGAAUUAAGCAGUGUUGUUCAUCAAGCAACUUCAGAGAGCAAUGCCAAAGUGAUUCAACAACUAACAGAGCAUGCACUGAAGAGUAAUCCAGAAGGACAAAAACUAAAGGCCGCGAUAUUGUGUGAUGGAAGCAGAAACACAUUUCAUCUUCGGUUUUUUGAACAGCUUAAAUUAAAGCUUUAUCAGCUUGGAUUAAAGAGAUUCGUUGUGCUGGAUCUCAAGAACCACAGAGAUCUAAAAUCCUGCUUUCGACAAAUCAAAGGCGGGUCUUUGGGCCUUGGAAUUCUAUCUUAUGAUAUGGAAGAGUUAGGGGAAAGUAUUACUUUGGUUUUACAGAAUGUAGAGGACUGUGAUAGGCGAUUACUAAAUGCUUUGAUGGAAGCCCUCAAUAUGAUUUCGCAAAAGUCCAAGGAUCAUCAUGUUUAUCUGAUAUUCAAUUUAAAAGUACCUCUGGAACUUUUUGAUGCAUCACUUGACUCUGUCUUUUUUAGCCAUGUCCAGCCCGAAGUAUUUAACAUGAAAGCCACGACAGAUAUCCUUGAAAGUAUAUUUACUCUCGUCGAGGAAAAUCUAAGUUUAAAGUUUGGAUGGAGAACUAGGAAGCUUUUUCGGUCGAUGUUUUACGAAAGAUCCUGGAGCGUUGAAAAAGUUGUUGGUUGUUUACGCUACGGUAUACUUACACAUUUCUAUGGAAAUGCUCUUAGUCCUUUACCUUAUUUAAUUCAGAAUAACCAAACAGGUGCUGUCUCUACCUUUUACGUAUCUAUAUUACGCACUGUUCCAAGCUUUCAGCAUCGGAUAGAACAGAUGUUACGGGAAAUGGGAACAUCUGGGAAAAAAAUUAUUCAAGAUUUAUUGGAAAAUGACGAUGUGUUUUUGGAGUACAUUAAAAGCACAUUCCAGGAACUGGCAAGGCGAGAAAGCUUUCUGCGUAAGCAUGUGAAAUGCUGGCAGGAGCUGGAAACACAUAUGAGUAGGCCAACAAAGCUAGCAUUUGGAGAGUAUAUGGAGGUUUUUCUUGAAGGGCUAUGGUUUGAAAGCGAACAAUAUGAAACUUUUCGGAAAGAUAUAUUGCGAUUAAAUUCUCAUCAAGCACUGGCUUGUAUGGAACACCUGAAUAAGCAUAUGUUUUCUGGACCGAGAGUGGGUAAAGGACUCAACCUUGCGGAUGAGCUUGAACAUCUUGUGGAUUCUUCCAAAAAUAAGUAUCUAGAAACGGUGGAGAUGCGAAUGAAGAAUUAUAGCGGAACGGAACAUACUCGAAAAGUUAUGGAAACAGGAUUUGACAAGAGCAUUCUUCGGUACUCAAGGUGGUUAAAAGAAUUAGUGCAAUUGUUGGAUGAAGAGAUUGAGCAUGGGAUGUUGGGAACGCAAGGUAUGGAUGCAUAUCCGUUUUAUGAGGUUUUCUUCUUUGACUAUCGGCGACCGCUAGAACAAGGGUUUUUGUCUGGACACCAACGAAGCGUAAUUCAUAGCUCGUGCAUGAAUCCAGAGUAUUACAUUGGUAUGCAGAGGAUAAGUGACACAGAAGAGAAAAAUGAAGCGAAUUUAAAACAGAAUAAACCAUGGCUGCCGGACCUAUCUAUUCUAUACAAGCUGUAUAGUGAGUCAGGAGCAUUUUUGAAUUUGUAUGAUUGGUACAUGGCAUUUUCAGAAAACUUACAAGUGUUGGCUACGGAGGAGCGGCUGCCCACAAAACGAAGGUUCACAGAGGAAAGCGAAGCCGACUUACCCAAAGAUGAAAUGAACGCCAAACCAGACAGGCAAUACGUACCAAUGGAAGUGGAUGAGAAUUCAAACAAGGAAAGCGUUGAAUUACAGUCUCGAUUUCUGUUUGGGCUCGAAGAAUUACGGUUUUUAGGGUUAAUCAAACCGACAACGCGCAAGACGGACCACGUAAUGAAGACAAUUUAUCAUCAUUAAAGGAUGUUAACCAAAGUGUGUAUAUGGAUGAGUACAAACAAGAAGCACUCUCUACCCUGUGACAAGCAAUCAAGAAACUGUACGACAGUAGACUUUUGAACAUAGGGUCAUUGCUGAAAUAUUGGUUUGACAUAUUGUACUGUGUUUAUACGAUAUCACUUGAACCCGCAUAGGAAAGACGAAGGAGUAGGAUCCUUAGAGUGGAAAGCGAGUGAAUUGAAGGGGACUACGAGUGGACGGUUCCCUGGGGUAAGGUUCAUAGCAAUUAGGGAAACGGUUCGAUUAAGAAUUCGGAGGAGGAACUAAUGACAAAAAGGUUAAAUGAAACGAGCAUACUCCUGACCGAAAGCCGAGGAUCUAACCUUUUGGGAAUUUUAGCGAAAAAAAAACAUACACGUUGGAGAGAAAAUGAAUACGCUAGUUUAUGCAACUGGUGCAAAGAAUCAUUUGUUAACCAGAAGCUUUUUUUUUAACAUAUAAUUGUUGAUUUUUUCUGAGGUACUUUUUCUUAUAGAUACACAAUGACAAAGUUCAUUGGAACACGAGCAGCAACAUAAACGAGAAGAAGCUUAACGGAUACUCCUGAUUUUGGGAAGUGAAUAAACCAGAGUUUCCAAAUAGCAACAAAGAAUUCACCCCGUAAACAUCGAAGAUCCCGUCGUCUGUUGCUAACCCAGAAGAAGGAAGCGAGAGCACAGCAACAUACGUGAUCAACAACUUUCCGUUAAAAAGAGGAGUAAUGAUCCUUUGUAAGCAUAAGCAACCCGGAUAAAGAAGGAGACAAAGGGGGAACGACUGGAUAGCGUACUAUUUUAACGAAUCAACAAUCAACAAACCAAUAAUCAUCCGAUCAACAGAAGUGUUUUCUCUCGAUUUUCUUUAUUUCUUUGUUUUCCUAUUGUCUGGAUGCGUCGAGAUACUUAGGGACGAAAACAAAGCGAUUAAUGUUUGAUAACGAGCAAGGUGAACGUAUGAGGUAGCGAGUAUGUGACGGACGAGAGACUAGACUAGACCAGGCCCGCUUAGAUUGGGAGUAAGGAUGCGAACUAAGAAUAUAAUAGCAAUGACAAAAGGUGAAAGGGC